Drosophila innubila is the source of this 2840-nucleotide messenger RNA. Its product is annotated as ankyrin-3. The coding region runs from base 443 to 2578 and encodes 711 amino acids. The transcript is spliced from 5 exons. Lineage: Eukaryota; Metazoa; Arthropoda; Insecta; Diptera; Drosophilidae. Gene Ontology annotation, biological process: intracellular signal transduction. The record is from RefSeq and is a predicted model, not a curated record. Gene Ontology annotation, molecular function: protein binding.
AAUUAACUCGUUUACAAUUUGCAGCGUAGAAAAAGUUUCGAGUGUCUGCAAUAAAACGCUUUUUAAAUGCAUUUGAACGAUGAAAUUGCUGCAUAAAAACGCACAGAAGAUGUUCAAUUCCAAAUGGAAUAAAUUCAUGCAGCGCGCGUGUUGUGCCAAGUGCUGAAUUGUGCGAAUGUGUGAAAACUCCUCGUAUUUAUAUUGAUUUUUACGUUGCCUCUGCGCUGCCAUCUCUACGCAUUGUUUAUUGUUAUUGUUUUUGUGACAGGUAAAAGGAGCUUCAACGUUGCGAAACUGCGUUGCAAACAUGCUGAUGAAACAGUCACUCUGGCAUCAUUAUUAGCUGAGCCAGCCCAACAUUGAUCAUUGCGCCAUCUAGCUGCAAUCUCAUAUCACACAUUGAUACGCAAUCUGGGGAGGAUUUAAUUGGAGAAACUGCGAUAUGGGAGGCUCGGUGAGCCAAGUAUUUCGUUCGGGCUCGGCGCUGCUCUCACAUCGGGAUGGCCAUAAGGUCUCCAAGGCGACGGAGGAGAAGAUUCAAACGCUUUUCGAAAUACUGCGUGCCAAUCCAAAAAUCUCAUUGCAAACACUGGAAAGUCUGUUGAUUCAAAUACCGAAAAACGAGAAUAUCCUGGUCAUACAUGACGAUUGUGGCUACAAUAUACUGCAGCGCAGCGUUGGACUCAAUCACAUCGAUCUCACCAAGUGGCUGCUGCAUCGCCAUCGUCCGGAUGUGAAUCGUGCGCCGUGCUCCCUUCCCCUGCACAUUGCCACCUUGCGUGGCUACGAGGAGUGCGUGGAGCUGUUGCUACGACAUGGCGCCCGCAUCGAUGCGGACACACGCAUGUGCUUCCCGGGCGCACACUCGCACAACUGCGAGGAGAGUGGCAAGUGGCACAGCAACGUCGACGAUGUCAGCGAACGCCUGAACACCAAGCUCCAAAAUGCUCUCUGUUAUGCCAUCGAUGGCGACCAGUAUAAUGUGCUGAGCAUGAUGACGCAAAAGAUGGAGGAACCCUGGAUACCGUUUCGGGCCAAGAAGCCGCUGCUGCACUUGGCCUGUGAGCGUGGCGCCUGGAAUUGUGUCCAGCAGCUGGUCGUGACACGCUCUGAGGAAAUCAAUCUCAUCAUGGACGAAUAUUAUCCCAUACAUCAUGCUGUGCUGCACGAUGGACGCUUUCUGGAGCUGCUCAUACAACAUGGUGCCAUUACCACAGUGCGCACCUGCACACAGCAGAUGACUCUGCUGCAUGUUGUAAUCUUUGCUGCCCGCAAGUCUGCUGAGGAUACGCAGGCCACGUUGCGCAUUCUGCUCGAUCGUGGCUGCAAGGAGUUGAUUAAUGCACCCGAUUCCCUGGGCAAUACGCCGUUGCAUGCGCUGAUCGUACGCUAUGCUCUGGAGGAGGCACGUUAUGGCUACGACAAGUGGAGUAAAUGGGAUGUGCUGCACUUGGUGCGUUUUCUGCUGCAGAAUGGCGCCAAACCAUCCAUCAAUCAAACUGGCAACAGUGUCAUUGCCUGCGUGUUUCGUCAUCUGCGUGACUGGGAAGUCUGCUAUGAGCUGCUCAACAUGCUCAUCAGGGAGGAUGGUGAUCCCAACAUUGUGGGCAGAGAUGGUUCAGUGCCCAUAAUGGUGCUAUUGGUGCCGCUGAUUAACAAGGAUCAUCUGCAUCAUUUCACGCAUUCAAUGAAGGUUUGCUAUUUGAACUGCAUACGCAUAUUGCUGCAGCAUGGCGCCAAUCCGAAUUGUUCGUAUCGGGCGAACUUGAAACCGUUGCAUGUGCUGGUCUUUACGGUCAGCGAGAAUUUUACGCUUAACUGUGAUGCACAGAAACGCACAAAUUUUGACUUUAUUAAGAACAUUCUGCUGCUGUUGCUGCAGCAUGGCCUGGACUGCAAUAAAACAUAUCAGCACAUUCUGCAGGCCGUUAUGGAUAUGGUGCAGAACGUGCGCACUUGCCACGAUAUGGAAUGCAUCUAUGAGCUAACCUUGACGCUUAUACAGUAUGGCGCCGAUCCCAAUAUUGUGCUUAGCAGCAAAACAACGCCUGGCAUUGCAAUCUUCUCCAGCGAAAUUGCCAGCUAUGGUGAGGCGCUAGGAAGUGGAGCUGCUGCUGGUGGAGGAGGAGGAGCUGUAGCUGGAGGAGGAGGAGUAGCCGGAGGCGGUGCUGGUGCCGCUGCUGCAAUGGGCGACAAUACGUUUCGCAAUUCGUUUCGCACAAACUCACGCUAUCUGCUUUUUUACUAUAUUAUACUGAUAACGAAAAAAGAAUUUAUACUCAACGAUCCGCAAUUGACAUUCACACGCAUUAUCCAUCUAUUCUAUCUAACCAUGGAGCACGAACCGCUCUAUAAUUGCCUCAAGUCUCUGCACAAUUUCUAUGUUGCCCAAGUGCCGAGCAAGAAGACGGAACAAUUGAUUGCAUUAAUCUCAACACUCUAUCGCCGACCGCGCAGCCUCAAGCAAUUGGCUCGAAUGGCCAUCUAUGAGUCUAUGAACCGCAAAUUGGCCCAAAAUGUGAAUCGUUUGAAUUUACCGGGUCCACUUAAGGAUUAUGUUCUGCAAUUUGAGAGAUAACAAGUGUAAAGCAAUUGAUAAAGCGUCGUCAAUGUUAACGUUUUUUAACGACCAAUGACUAAAAAACAACUACAACUAGAAUCAAUCAUAAUUGCAAUUGUUGUUAAGCUAUUAAUAUAAUAUUUGGCAUGCAAACCAAACAAAAACACACACAUAAAGCACACUUAUACAUAAUUGUAUAUGAAUUUACAGUAUAUACAUUAAUAUGCAGUUAGUCAAGUAAUUAAUUAGCCAAAGAAAAAAUUGUUUUUAAUUUUUUUUU